Sebastes umbrosus (honeycomb rockfish) is the source of this 2192-nucleotide messenger RNA. RefSeq names its product chromosome 19 C18orf25 homolog (gene ark2n). Gene Ontology annotation, biological process: ubiquitin-dependent protein catabolic process. The coding region runs from base 298 to 1554 and encodes 418 amino acids. The record is from RefSeq and is a predicted model, not a curated record. Gene Ontology annotation, molecular function: ubiquitin protein ligase activity. The transcript has 3 exons. NCBI's taxonomy places the organism in Eukaryota, Metazoa, Chordata, Actinopteri, Perciformes, Sebastidae.
ACGGACUGGCUGAUGGAGACAUUUUAAAAUAAACACACAGCUAACGGCUAACGGCUAACAGGGAGCUCCGCUGAGGUGCGAGCGCACUGCGCCAAAAGCACGUUAUUACUACAAGUUAGUAAAGAAAGUAAAGUAUAUUUAACAGUUCACGCAUCGUCAAUCAAAGAGGCUACAAAAUACCGAAGAUGUUGAAAAGUCUGGGAGAAGAAGAAUAGAAGUAACCGCCGCGCAGGUGAGCUUCUGUCCAGGCACAUUGGUCCAUGUUUGUUGGACCUUUGGGCUGUGGGCUCAACUAGCAUGAAGAUGGCUGACUCAGACAAGGCAGAGGAAUUUGUGGAUGCUGAGUGCCCCCCAGAGUGCCUUGAUGAAGCACAAUCAGCCACAGCCGAUGAGCAUCUGAAAACAGAGACCACCACCAGUACCAGCUCACCACCGAGGGAAAAGGAGGAAGACAGCCCCUUGAAUACAGAGGGAGAGCAGAGUCUCCUCUCCAUGCCAUGCCUGAUGAAGGAGCUCCGCCGAGACUCCCCAGAGUCCCAGCAUGCCUCUACAGGGAGUGACAAGCCUGCAUCUCGUCAUAUCUAUGAGAGUGACUCCUCAAACCCCUGCAUGCUUUCCCCGUCAUCCAGCGGCCACCUUGCUGACUCAGACACACUCUCCUCAGGGGAAGAAGGUGCUGUUCCUCCCAUAGGAAAAGAGGAAGAGGGCGACAUGGAAGCUGCAAAUGAUGCUGGGCAGGCAGCAGGAAGGCAAUCAUCUGCUACGGCUGCAGGGGGGAGGAAGUCUCGGCGGUCACGCUCAGAGAGCGAGAUGCCGCCCAAUGCAAUGGCUGCAAAGAAAAACCGCUGCCAGCCCGCCUUGGUAGCAGCGGGAGGGCAGGAAAAACAAACCAAUGGCAAGCUGGCAAAAGUGAAAGGUCACCGGAGCCAGAAACACAAGGAGCGAAUGCGUUUGCUGAGGCAAAAACGGGAGGCAGCAGCACGGAAGAAGUACAACUUGCUGCAGGACAGCAGUACGAGUGACAGCGAGCUCACGUGCGACUCCAGCACAAGCUCUUCUGAGGACGACGAUGAUGACACUUCAGGAGGUAGCAAGACAAUCAAGACAGAUAUUUCAGCUGGCUUCAGACGUGCUACGGAGAGAUCCAGAGUGGGCGCCCAGAUUCAUGGGCUGCUGGACACCAGUUCGUGGGACAGGAACGGCAUCGGCAGCGUUCUGGAGGAGGCCAUGACGCGAUUUGCCGUGAUGCAGCGCCAGACCGAGGAGCGCUUCCGCAUCUGGAUGGAAAAGCUUGCACACCUCGACUCGGACAACGACUCGUCCAAACGCUCAAGUGACGCCGUAGAGGGGCAGCAGCAUGCAGUACGCCCAUCCCCGCCCAGUUCCUUUUUGCCAUCGUCAGAGUCCUCUGAGACUAUGGCUGCCUACAUGUUGGCACGAGAGAACAACAGUCUCACCUCCACCCCUAUGAACAACAACAACAACAUCCUACCUGAAGUGGCCACUCAGAAUGGAAAUCUAGGUGUUCCAGACCCCGGUCUCUUGAAUGUCUAGAUUUCACUUCUACAUACUCUGAGCUUACCAAGUGUAGAACUAGUUGAUGCAGAACGCAUGGCAAUGGGUAUUAAUAGGUAAAUGAUGCGAGGUCACUAAACGGAUACACCAUCAACAGCAGCUGGGCCUGAGCUGGUCAUUUGAACACGACUCUGUGCUGACCUGAGGCCCAGUGCAUCUGCUGGCACUGAAUCACUGUGAGAUUUGACAUUCAGAAUAAUUCAACUCGCCCGUUUGAUUUCUGCAGCAUCUGUGACACGGACACGGGGCAUAUCUCAAGAGUCAGGACUCUUAUUGUAUUGCUUAUCCUAUGGCUCGUUUGUUUAUGUGUACCAGCUGUACACAAACGCAGAGAAGCUGAUUAUGUCAUUCACACAGUAACAGACUGUGCAUUACAGCACCUGGACAGCCAUCAGGACAGUGCCAGGUGGGGUGCUGCUGCUUAAUAGCAUGUGCCUUGUCAUUCUGACUUCAUGCUGGGAAUGAUAGCUAGAGCAUCAUACUACUAUUUCUUUAGAAAUUAGGUUCAACUAGGGCUGCAACUAACAAUUAUUUUCAUUGUCGAUUAAUCUUAUUUUCUUGAUUAAUCGAUUAGUUGUUUGGUUUAGAAAAUGUCAGAAAAUGGUGAAAAAUGUCAA